CGCCCACACUACUAGCUAGCUCACAAGGCAGCAAGGCCAGUGAUACUAGUUAUCACAUCCACCACAUGACCAUGGCUACCGCCUCAGCUUCGCUAGCUGUCGCCCUACUAUUCGCCAGCCUCCUGGCAGGCACGGUGUUCAGUGAUGAUAUCAUACCCAUCAUGCGCAUACCCUUGUUGGAGCGGUUCCAUGCCUGGCAGGCUGAAUACAAUCGCACCUAUGCGACCCCAGAGGAAUUCCAGUACCGCUUCAAGGUCUAUUGCGAGAAUGUCAAGUUCAUCGAAACCAUGAACCGGGCCGGGAGCUCAUAUGAGCUCGGCGAGAACCAGUUCACCGACCUCACCCAAGAGGAGUUUGAGGACAUGUACCUCAUGAAGCUCAACGAGGUGGCCUCAGCCCCAGAGGCCAUGGGACAGCUCGGCACCAUGAACGCGGGGGGCACGUCUGGCGGUGGCAACACCGACGAGGCCCCCAACUAUGUGGACUGGAGGACCAAGGGAGCAGUGACGCCGGUCAAGGACCAGCAGCAAUGCGGCUCUUGCUGGGCGUUUGCUGCGGUGGCGUCCAUCGAAGGUGUUCACAAGAUAAAGACAGGCCGUCUCGUGUCUCUGUCGGAGCAGGAGAUCGUGGACUGCGAUCGUGGGGGGAACGACCAUGGCUGCCAUGGUGGUUACCCUAGCUCCGCCAUGGCGUGGGUCGCACGCAACGGCGGCCUGACCACUGAGUCGGACUACCCGUACGUGGGAAGGCAGGGACAGUGCAGGCGUGACAAGCUUGGUCACCACGCGGCCACGAUCCGUGGCGUCUGGGCGGUGCAGCGCAACAAUGAGGCCAUGCUGGAGCGUGCCGUGGCGGGGCAGCCGGUCGCCGUGUCCAUCAACGCGAGCCGGGCCUUCCAGUUCUACAAGCGCGGGGUGUUCUCGGGCCCCUGCAACACCUCACUGAACCACGCCGUCACGGUUGUCGGGUAUGGAGCCGACCCCGAUGGCCGCAAGUACUGGAUCGUCAAGAACUCAUGGGGGCAGACGUGGGGUGAGAAUGGCUACGUGCGACUGGAGAGGCGUGUCAGCUCUAGGGAGGGCAUGUGCGGCAUCGCCAUGGAGCCGUACUACCCGGUGAUGUGAGUUUCAUCUAUCCCGUGCUUUCGCACGGUCCUACAACGACGGAGUGUUUAACUAGUUACCAGCUGCCUGCUGAUCCUGAACAAGUAUGGGUGUUAGCUUGGAGAAGAGUGCAUGGAAUUAAAUAAACUGCAGCUCGCCGAGGAUGGUACGGUGUGAGUUGCGCUAUGCCGAUGUUAUCGUUUGUUUGCUAAUGUAACGAAAUCUCAAAAGCUAAUGACUUUUGGGAUGCAGUAUGUGUUGUUAUUAAAGAGAAUUAAUUAUCAUCGUUUGCCUUAAAACAGCAUCACUGUGAUGAUGCAAGAGGUUAGUUUGUCA
Molecule: messenger RNA, 1439 nt
Organism: Setaria italica (foxtail millet)
Lineage: Eukaryota; Viridiplantae; Streptophyta; Magnoliopsida; Poales; Poaceae
Product: ervatamin-B
Exons: 2
Coding region: 66-1124 (352 amino acids)
Cellular component (GO): lysosome
Molecular function (GO): cysteine-type endopeptidase activity
Source: RefSeq, a predicted model, not a curated record